AUGAAAAGGUGGAAUGAAAUGAGGCAACGCGAGAAAAACUUCAAAAGCAAUGUCGAGUCUUCUGAUAAAUUGAAAAAGUAUGCUGAUACAGUCAUUAAUUUUCCAGCGAAUACGCUCUCUCGAAAGUUGGAUGAUUCUAUCCACCAAAAUAUAUUGCGAUCUUUUUAUACUCUUUGGAAUAUUGAGAGCAUCGCACGAAACCGUCUCAGAACCGUAAAAGAGAUUCGAGAUUCUUUGAUGAAUUUGUCGAGAUCUUCUGCAGUUGAACAAUAUCUCAAAAAAGCGCCUGAAGGAGGUUUGAGCAGUAAUAUUAUUUGCGAGGACCAAUUAUCUCUCAAGGCUAGAUAUGUCUUGGCUCAAUGGACUCAUUUUGCUUGCAUUAAUGGCGAUAAUGGUAAUGAUAAUGAUGGAUUUGAAUCGGGAUAUGAGGAAGAUCCAGUCAUUAUGUGGAACCACAUUUGCGAUUCUCUGAACUUCGAUAAUUUGAAUUUGCGACUAUUAGAUUCAAAGAAUCGGCCAUCAGUCGUUUCAGAACCAUCGAUCUUUUAA
Dracunculus medinensis (Guinea worm) is the source of this 549-nucleotide messenger RNA. Lineage: Eukaryota; Metazoa; Nematoda; Chromadorea; Rhabditida; Dracunculidae. The record is from the annotation of a GenBank genome assembly.